UUCACCUGAUCAAACACAUGGAUACUUGUAAUCCAUAAGUGAACCUGUAUCCAGUUCAGUCUAGUAAAUUAUUACAUUUUCUAUAUCCUUCCCUGACCUUCCCUUAGAGAUGCCGAAAAUUUAAAUAAGAAUACCUCAUUCCUUUUCUUCUUUACCCCACUGCAUACCCGUCGAUUCCUUGAUUUUCAGCCUAAUCUUCUCAAGUUUUGAUUCUUCGUCACGUUUUUUGUCUUUCAUGCGGCAUCGUAUCACACAAGCAGGAUUCAGACUGUUUGCUAUUGUUUCUUGAGGCUUUGCGCCGCCUUUAACUUGAUUAGACAGCCAGAGGCUCGCAGCGUAUCUCUGUCCAAUCCGAAAGUUUUUUGUACUGGGUAGAUCGAGAGAGACUCGAGAUCCAAAUUAUUGUAGCUACCUUAGAGCUAGUCCAGCGUUUCAAAUCAGGAUUUCUUCAAGGCGCCACCUCCAGCUCCACAUAGAACAGCCUUAUUUUCUUUUCGAGAAUCUGAUUGCAACACCGCUCCAACUUCACUCGCCGCUCACGCAUACCCCACCAAACCACAAUCAUGGGAAGCAUUGUCGCUGAUGACAAAAUGACCGCCAACCAAUCUUUACUCCAAAAGACCGGUAAAACUCAGGCGGCAUUCGUGCCCAAGCUCUACAUAAUGGUACAAACCAUGAAGCAGCCGACACCCGAAGAACCGAACCCAGAACAACCACUAAUAAGCUGGUCCAAAGCCGGAGAUGUCUUUUGCGUUUUUGAUCCGAUCGAAUUUUCGCGAGUCAUCUUACCUUUGCACUUCAAGCACAACAACUGGCAGAGUUUUGUUCGCCAGCUCAACAUGUAUGGCUUCCACAAAGUUAACGACUUACUCUCCAGCUCACACUCCCAAACGGACACUGUGCAGGCAUGGGAAUUUAGGCAUCCGUUCUUCAAACAAAAUCGCCCAGAUCUUCUCCCGAUGAUCAAAAGAAAGUCAACCAAGCACCAUGGCGCAUCCAAAGCUAAUAGUUCCCUCGCCAAUGUUCAAGCUACAUCACAGGCUGGCGAGAUUCACUUUCAAAGACAGAUGCCAUUAUCCAAUGGUAUUCCGGGUCGCACUGCUCGAACCUUUGAGUCUUGCAUGCCCCACAACCAGCCGAGCCCCGUCCUACCGUCAGCACAUCAUCCUCUCCAUGGAAAACCACCACCGCCACCAUCCCUUCCUACCGGCAAGGCCAACAUCCCACCGCGUGCCCCAGCUCUUUAUCCUAUACUCACCCAUCAGUUCCAAUAUACUCAUUCAACCCAUUCACAAUUAAAAUCCUCCUCACCACUUCUGAAGCAUUCAAGCACCAAAGUCUCACCAUCUACCCGGGCCAAUCCGCAGAACAAUUGUUUCAUACCAUGUUCUCCCCACUCUGUUCGCCUCCCAUCAAAUACUAGCCGCCCCAUCACAUCCCAGUCUCAACCGUCCAGGCGUGGCAAUGUGGAGGAAGAGGAAGUAACUGAAAGGAGCUUUGCAUGGAGCAGCGUGCGAGAAGCUUGCGGCGGAAGUUCGCCUUUUACUAGGAUAGAGGGCGAGCUGCGCCGGCUGAAUGACACCCUAACCCAUACAGAUCCGAAAGGAAACCAUAUCUUUUCCGUGUUAGGGUUAAUCGUUGAGCUCGUCACUCUGCUGGUUGACAAUCAAGAAAGCAAGGUUGCACCAUCACAACAAGAAAAGCUUUCACGCUAUGUGCAAACCGCCAAAGAAGCCCUAGGGAAGUUAGAAGCUGCAAAUCUGGAUUCCGUUAGACGAUGUAGCGGAACCCCGUCCACAGACUCCAUGUCACCCAUUUCAACGGACCCUUUGGAGAGGUCAACACUGCCCCCCAGAAACGGGUGCAGGACUUCAGUGGAUUCGAAUCUUCUCGAGACUCACAAGGAUAGCUCGUCGAGCACAGGGUGGAUUGCCCGACCUCGCUGGUCCGAUCGCAUGAAGUCGUCGCAAUCGCUUCCACCCUUGAACACGCUGAUUCCGACUUAUGCACCACCAAUGUAUCAUAGAACCCACAGUGCAGGUGCACUUCCAGCUUCCAUCAAUCGAUUGAUGAACGCUGACCCGGAGGAGUAUCCCAAGAUAGCUGCGAGCCCAGAGGAAGACAGGCAGCAUCGGGAACAAACUCAGGAAGAAGGUGAACAGGAAGACGACGAAGUUGAGCAGGCCGAAGAAGAAGAAGAAGAGGAAGCGGAACAAGAAGAAGAGGAUGACCUCGAAGAUGAGGAUGAUAAUCCGGACUACGAUGAUCACGACACCGACGACGAGGAUAGUGAAGAAGGCGGGCGUGGCCGUGGCGAGGACAUUUACGGUGAUUCCAAGGAGCUCGUCGACGCAGAGGCUCCCAGUGAAGUUGAUCAACAAAGCUUCUCUGACCAGCUCAGCUCGAGCGCCGGAAGCACAUCAGAAAGAACUAUGCAAGAUAGCAGCGCCACUGCACUGAAAAUCCAAUGCCUCUCUCGAAACGACGAACUGGACAUCUUGCACCGCAAGAGAUCCUACAACGGCUCCGAAGAGGAGCCAUGUGCAAUCUCCAUCUUGACAGAUGCCAACACCACAAACCACAAUCGAAAGAGGAUUCGAAGUGAGCAAGAUAUGGAUACCCCGACUGCGUGUCCGACUAACUGAAGUUGCUCGUUGGGUACUCAGUACAUUCAUUCCACACGUUCCGGGCAUGGAAUCUUCUCUGGGCGCAUCCUUUGUCUGAUCAACGCAUCUUUGGCCACGUACUGCAAUCAACAGUCUUAGACCAUCUUUUUCUUUUUUGAUAUCUUUCUGUUUGAUUAUGAAAUAACUAUCUCCCAUUCCAUGUCCUCAUGUCCCGUCAUGAACAAAACACAUUUCCCAUCCAUCAGUCACAUUCUUCUUUUUUUUUUUCGCCUGGAUAUCUAAACCACAUAUUACAAUAUUUACUCGUGUUCCCUUUGCUUCAAUCGGUUGAUCAGUCACCCUCGAACAUCCCACAUCUGCUUCUAUAUACUCUAGAUUCGGUGCCCAUUUCUGUCGGUCUGCUCAUGAUUUGUAUGGUGUUUUGUUUUUUGGAGCUUUGUUUUGUUACCUAUCGGGUUCUCCAAAAGUAUGGAAUAUUAGUCCGAUGAUGAGGCCGGAUCUAAAAAAA
Puccinia graminis f. sp. tritici CRL 75-36-700-3 is the source of this 3135-nucleotide messenger RNA. RefSeq lists its product as uncharacterized. The transcript is spliced from 5 exons. The coding region runs from base 564 to 2645 and encodes 693 amino acids. NCBI's taxonomy places the organism in Eukaryota, Fungi, Basidiomycota, Pucciniomycetes, Pucciniales, Pucciniaceae. Gene Ontology annotation, molecular function: DNA-binding transcription factor activity; sequence-specific DNA binding. The record is from RefSeq and is a predicted model, not a curated record. Gene Ontology annotation, biological process: regulation of DNA-templated transcription.